UGUGUUCCGUCCGGCAGCGUUCGCGCCACUUCGCAUUCCAUCCGCUGAGAAUGAGUAACUCGCAUACCACAACACCAUAACAAUGGAUUCAAGGAAUGAAAUUAAACUUAUAUCAUUAGUGCAGCAGUAUCCAUGUCUGUAUGAUAUAUUUGAUCCUUCUUACGGAGAUGCUCAACAGAAGGCUAGUGCUUGGGACGAAAUAGGAAACUCAAUGUCUAGCAGACCAAGAGAGUGUAAGAUGAAAUGGACUCGCCUAAGAGAGAAUUAUAGAAAAGCUAUGAAAAUGAGGGAAACAUCCAAAAAGGGCUCUAUAGCCCGACCCGUGAAGUAUGAAAACCAUUUAGCAUUUCUGAAGGCAUUCAUAAAAACACAUACGACUCCUGCUACUGCACAAUCUGAUGACUCAAGUUCUAUAUCUGGCGAAAAUUCGUCAGUUAUUAGUAAUCUAAAUGAAAGUGGAGUAUCUGAGGGUAGAAUCAGGAGGCAUACAUCACGUACGCAGAAUUUGAUAAUGCCUUCUGAUCCAAUUGAUUCGUUUUUUAGUGCAAUAGCGACUACUGUAAAAACAUUUCCAAAACAGUUGCAACUAAGUGUGAAACGUCAAGUUUUUGAUGUUGUUAGCAAUGCGGAGUUUUCGUUACUACCCUCAACUUCUAAAACUAACAUAACAAAACAGUCUGAUCUCACAUUUUCUAAUAACGAUGAACUGAUUAUUUCUACAGAAGUAAAAACAGAGAUAAAUGAGGAACCGUGAUGUUUGCAAUAUUAGAAGAGAAAUUAUUAUAUAAAUAUAUAAUUUGUUAAUUACGAGACAUUUUAUAGCUCUUUCCUUUUUUGUGAAUAUAGAUAGAUUGUGUAUAGAUUGUUUGCGGUAACAAGAUAGUUAGAAGUUCAUGGCGGAAUAAAGAGUCGAAGAUUUUAUAGAAGUCCUUAGGUAUGUUGCUAUACAUAGUCGUGUGUAUUAGUCAGACAGGCAUCUAUUUAAAAUUCAAAGCGGAUAUUUUUUUCAGAUUUUGAAUUAAACUAAUAUUAUUGUGAUAUAUAAUGGUUUAGUUUCUCGUUGUUAUU
Molecule: messenger RNA, 1068 nt
Organism: Achroia grisella
Lineage: Eukaryota; Metazoa; Arthropoda; Insecta; Lepidoptera; Pyralidae
Exons: 2
Coding region: 83-754 (223 amino acids)
Biological process (GO): regulation of transcription by RNA polymerase II
Cellular component (GO): transcription regulator complex; nucleus
Source: RefSeq, a predicted model, not a curated record